UUUUCUUUAGAAAAUUUUCGAAUUUUUUUCGGGUUUUUUAAAAUUUUUAUUUAUUUUAUUUAUUCUUUUAUUGUUUUUCAGGCUAUUUUUCGUUUGUUAAAUAAAGCUUAUACUAUAAUGGCAAGGUCAGAAUCAUUUUUUGAUGCUGAAUUGCCAAAUGAUCCAAGUAGCAGUUAUCGGCACGUAUCAACUACAAAUUACAAUAAUUAUGUGGAGGAUGAAGAAGAUAUUGGAUUAGAUUAUGGAGUGGAAGUUAACGAUGAGAAUGAUGAUUUGGGGUUUGGGGAUGAUGAAGAAGAAGAUGAUUUGGGCCUUUUACCACCUGGACCGCCUAGUAGACAUUUUGGCAAUUAUGAAGAGGUGGAGGAAGAUGAUGAAAUUGGUUUGAAUAGAAUGCCUCCUAUGCCUGAUGAAGAGGACGAUAUUUUUGGCGACCCCAAUACUUCAACUCCAGCUCCUCAAGAUCCAACAAUUAACAAUGAUAACGUCAAUUAUGGUAUGAUGAAUGUGCCAUUUACUGAUUUUGCAAAAGAAGUUGUUUACACGGUGGCUUCAAAGGUAUUUUAUUUAGUUAACGUGAUACAAUAA
Molecule: messenger RNA, 588 nt
Organism: Meloidogyne enterolobii
Lineage: Eukaryota; Metazoa; Nematoda; Chromadorea; Rhabditida; Meloidogynidae
Source: the annotation of a GenBank genome assembly